GCUUGCGUGUUCGCCGGGUAUAUUGCCGACCUAUACGGGCGGAAGCUGGUCAUCAUCCUCUGCAACGUGCUGUUUGUACUGGGCGCCCUGCUGCAGCUGUUGGCUGCCAGGGUGGUGACCAUGAUUGCGGGCCGUCUGGUCAUGGGUCUGGGAGUGGGGAUCGGGUCGCUUAUAGCUCCACUCUACAUUAGUGAGCUCUCUCCUGCCAAGUUCCGCGGACGAAUGGUUAUCAUAAACUGUCUGGCCAUUACCGGUGGCCAGCUAGUGGCUUACGCGAUAGGAGCAGUACUAGGUGGCUACCACGGCGGAUGGAGAGCCAUUGUGGCGAUUUCGAUGCUUCCAUCUACCAUCCAGCUGAUUGCCUUUGUUUUUCUGCCAGAUACGCCGCGCUACCUGAUUUCCAUCGGCAAGCACAAGGCUGCCCGCCAGGUGCUCCGCAAAGUGUAUCUGGGGUGUCCGUCAGACCUUAUCGAGGCCAGCAUCGCAGAAAUCCAUCUACUCAACGCUGCUGUGCCGGGAAAGACCGAGCUCGAACGUCUCAAGAACUCCGCGUCCCAGCUUUUCAGCAUUCCGUCCAACCAGCGUGCACUCGUCAUUGGAUGCGGGCUCCAGGCAAUACAGCAGCUGGUCGGAAUAAACUCGCUGAUGUACUUUUCAGGAACGAUUUUCAAGAUGGUCGGAUACACAAACAGUACCGCCGUCAGCUGCUUUGUGGCAGGGACGAAUUUUCUGUUCACCAUUGUGGCUUUUCUUAUUGUCGACAAGAUUGGGAAACGGAGGAUGCUUUUGAUAUCCAUUCCGUUUCUUAUGUGCGCCCAGCUUCUCUGCGCCGUGGCUUUCCUACAUAUCGACGUGAAAGUGCAACAAGAAGACUUGGGGAUUUGGGAAUGGUCGAUCCUUCUGGGAUUGGUUCUCUUCGUUGCAUUCUACGCAGUUGGACUGGGCAAUGUUCCGUGGCAGCAAGCAGAAUUAUUUCCACAAUCUGUACGUGGUAUGGGCACCUCGUUGGCGACCGUUACCAAUUGGACCGGAUCCUUGGUGGUUUCCGCUUGCUUCUUGUCGCUAAUGCAAUGGCUCUCUCCAGCAGGCGCAUUUUUCGUGUUUGCUGGAAUUUCGCUGGCCUCAUGGGUGUUCAUAUUUCUUGUUUACCCCGAACUGGGCUCAUUGCAACUGGAGGAGGUGCAGGAAUUGCUGAAGGAUGGGUUCAACGUUCGAAAAAGUACCUAUAUUUAUCAGCACAGACUAAUGUGAUUUAUGUAUUU
Ogataea polymorpha is the source of this 1262-nucleotide messenger RNA. RefSeq lists its product as uncharacterized. The transcript has a single exon. Gene Ontology annotation, molecular function: myo-inositol:proton symporter activity. Gene Ontology annotation, cellular component: membrane. Lineage: Eukaryota; Fungi; Ascomycota; Pichiomycetes; Pichiales; Pichiaceae. Bases 121 to 1251 code for a protein of 376 amino acids. Gene Ontology annotation, biological process: transmembrane transport. The record is from RefSeq and is a predicted model, not a curated record.